CACACGUACACGCACACACGCACACACACACACACAUCGCUCGCUUCAAACGCCAGUCCCCACGGGCGGAGGAUCAUUGGCAUUCCGACAUCGGAGGUGUGAAUUAGAAAUUAGAAACUCGGCGUCUGUUUAUGAUUAUCCGUACUGGACUGUGAUGUGUUCGUUUCAUGAAUAAUGUACAGAGCAUACCUCAAGCACUCAGUGUUAAUAACCUCUACGUCUGGCUGGUGACACCUGGGAUCCGACGGCAAGAUCAAUAAUGACGUCACAAAGCAACCACCCCGUUGACCGAGGAUGGGCAUGGAUGAUCAUGUUAGCAUUCCUUGCAAUGAACUUCGGGGUGAAGCGCUUCGCUGUCCGAACGUUCACUCUGAUAGGGUGCACCCUGCAGGUCAUAGGCAUAGCAUCCAGCGCGUUUGUGGACACCACUGUCCUGCUGAUUGUCACCCAGGGAGUUGUCUACGGAAGCGGCCACGCCCUGAUGCUAUGCCCCACUCUGUAUAUCCUGGCCCAGUACUUUGACCGCCGCCGGGCUAUUUCAACAGGUAUCGCAACCAGCGGCGUAAGUUUAGGAGGCAUCGCCUUCCCUGUGUUGACCAAUUUCUUCUUGGACCGCUAUGGCCUGGUGGGAGCUCUCCUGCUCCUCUCCGCCAUGAUGAUGCAGCAGUACAUCUUUGCUCUGUUCUUCACACCCCCCGAGGACUACACACCUGCCCCAUCAGCCAACACAGAGUACUCUCAACAUGAAUCUGAGACUAACGACGCUUUGAUAAAACCUUCAUCUCAUGGCGCGGGUUCGCUAAUCUUUGACGAUGUUAUCGUUUUUGACGACGAUAACCGUUUAAAGACUUCUUCAUCAAGUCGACUUUCACCUCUACAAAGAUUUGCUCUCAUAAGCAAAAGUACCGGGCACAUUCCCCCCCAAGACAGCGCUCACAGGCGACUGGGCAGAACGAAAAAGCUCGCAAACUCGCAUGUGGUUUUGAACAUCGUGAACGAUCAUUGCACAAAUCAGAACACGUUGCAAGUCAACAGUGGCUCCAUUCGAACCAUGAGUCAUCUAAGCAUAGACAACCUUCAGGGAAGUCUUGUGUUCCUCAGCAGUGCAGACAGGGACGGUGAGAAAGGCGUCAGCGAAGGUCACGUGAAACUAGAGGAGCGGAAGAGCAACCAAUUGUGUCUGACGUCAGACGUUCAUGUGGACGGCUCAGAAAACCACAGAUGCGAGGAUUCAAACGCAGACCCUCCCGUACUAAAGAAACACAAACUGUGUGGUCAAUGCACCGCUCCAUCAAUCCUCAAACUCCCCGAGUUCUGGCUCCUGGCCCUGUACUGGAGCUGUGGCACAGUCACCUCCUCUCUGAGCCCGGUAUUCCUCCCUCCUCUGGUCGUGGAGAAAGGCUUCAGUCAGAGCGACGGGGCCUUCCUGCUCAGCCUAUCGGCUCUAGCUGAUAUCUGUGGCAGAUUAGGAUCUGGUCUGAUUCUACACCUCGCUCGUCUUCGCCCCUCCACACUGAUAUUAUUUCCCUUGCUCUGUUUGGGCGUCCUGUUCAACCUUACGUCUUAUUUGAACGACUACGGGGCUCUCUUGUUUCUCUCCAUCGCCCUCGGAGCUUUGACCAGCUCUUUCUGGACAUUACAGACUCUCAUCAUCAUUGAAAUCCUUGGCCUGGAACAACUUGCCUCUGUAUUUGGUUUCUUCGCAGUCUUUCAGGGCACCACAACAAGUAUCUCCUUCCCGGUGUCAG
Aplysia californica (California sea hare) is the source of this 1748-nucleotide messenger RNA. RefSeq names its product monocarboxylate transporter 7. Gene Ontology annotation, biological process: monocarboxylic acid transport; transmembrane transport. Gene Ontology annotation, molecular function: monocarboxylic acid transmembrane transporter activity. Lineage: Eukaryota; Metazoa; Mollusca; Gastropoda; Aplysiida; Aplysiidae. The record is from RefSeq and is a predicted model, not a curated record.